UCCCCUGAACCUUCUGCCGUGUGUCCCAAAUGCGAGCAAAUUACUGCUGACGAGCUAGAACAGCGCUUGAAUCAGUCGAUUUGCCAUUACGGCAGCCCUCUCUACUUCUUCAAGCCCCACACAUCAGACAAUGUGAAUGCGAUGCCAGGACUCAUGUACUCCCUUGAUUAUGGCAGACGUUUAGCCUCAUGGAACACCACACUCAAAAUGAAGCUGGAAUGUGAGUGCAACCUCGUGACUGCAAAGGCCUUCGGUUUCUUCGGUCAUUACAUCAGCGCUGGUGAUCUGGAAGUGGAGCUGGCAGGACGUGAGGUUGUUUCGUUCGAAGCACUCAACAGAACAGGGUCAGUUUUCCUGAAGAAGACAGAAGUGAAGGCUGCGUCAAGUGACAACACCGAGGGCAGCUGGAACUACUGGUGCAGCAAACGAGUCGCCUUCUCAGCUGCUCUCACGAAAUUGUCCACUCUCUUUGCCACGACCCUUUAG
Mesocestoides corti is the source of this 486-nucleotide messenger RNA. NCBI's taxonomy places the organism in Eukaryota, Metazoa, Platyhelminthes, Cestoda, Cyclophyllidea, Mesocestoididae. The record is from the annotation of a GenBank genome assembly.